Molecule: messenger RNA, 642 nt
Organism: Scaptodrosophila lebanonensis
Lineage: Eukaryota; Metazoa; Arthropoda; Insecta; Diptera; Drosophilidae
Exons: 3
Coding region: 75-638 (187 amino acids)
Source: RefSeq, a predicted model, not a curated record
UAGGCGUAAAUAAAUAAUUAAAAACACAUUACAAUAGCCCUGGUUGUUUCCUGUCUGCGCGUGGACUCUCAACAAUGAACCGUGAAGUUUCUUAUGGCAAGCUCAAAAUCUUGUUCUUCAACAUCUUUGCCAUUCUUUAUAAGGCAGCUGCGCUCAACAUCUAUCGCCUGCACGCGGACUUGCGCGAGGCCAAGGUAGUUGUCAAUGCAUCGACAAAGCAGGAUGUCUGGAUACGAGAGGUCUUUAUUUUACUCAUAUCCGGGCUAUUACUGACGCGCUUCCUUCUGUGCUUUCUGGGUCUGGCUACGAACAUCAUAGCCAUCUACCCCUUGCUAACGAAUACGCAGGCUGAGCUGCUUAUGCCCACCAUUAUUGUGCAGUGUAUUGACAAUGUGGUGCUCAACAUUUACGAAACUGUGCUCGGAUACUGUAGUAUGGUUUAUCUACAGCCAAACAGCAUGGCAGUCUUUGCUGUGUUUCUAGCCAAGAUGAUGGUCAAAAUAAUCUGCUGCAUUUCAGUGCUCAACACCUACGCAGACCAGCAUCAUCAUCUAUCCACCUGCAAUGACGAGGACACGCGCAGCCUAGAAAUGCUCGGCAGUGAUGAAAUCGAGUUAACCUAUCAAAAUUUAAGUUAACAAA